Fusarium venenatum is the source of this 1008-nucleotide messenger RNA. RefSeq lists its product as uncharacterized. The record is from RefSeq and is a predicted model, not a curated record. Lineage: Eukaryota; Fungi; Ascomycota; Sordariomycetes; Hypocreales; Nectriaceae.
AUGUCUACAUCAUACCAACAAGACGAGCAGAAGGACUCCCCUCAGUCCCCUGGACAGAACCAGCAGGGCAACAACGACAACAACCCAUUCGGUCAGCAGCAAGGCGAUGACAACGACCAGCAACAAGGACAGGACCAGGACCAGAACCAGAACCAAGACCAGCAGCAGCAAGGUCAAAAUGAGUCCGAGUCCAAGGAUGAUUCUAACAAGGACGAGUCCAAGCCCGACACAGAGAACGCAAAGGCUGAGACACUCGGUGACAAGGACGAGAAGCCUGAGCAAGCCGAAUCUCAAGAGUCAAAGCCUGAAGAGUCAAAGCCUGAAGAGUCAAAGCCUGAAGACAAUCCCGAAGACAAGCCUGAGCAGGCCAAGUCUGACGACAAGAAGCCCGAGGAGGUGAAGAAGGAAGAAGACGACGCCAACUCCAAGCCUGAGCAGGCAAAGGCUGAGGCCAGCAACAAGUCCGAAGAGGCCAAGCCCCAGCAGAAGAAGCGACAGCCACCUGUCAAGCAAGAGGAGGAGAGCGAGUCUGAGUCUGAAGACGAUGACGACGACGAUUUUGAUUCUGAGGAUGACUCCGAAGAUGAUUCCGAGGAGGAAGAGGACUCUGAAGACGACGAGUCUGAGUCCGAGGAGGAGGAGGAUGAGCCGGCUACCCCGCCUCAGCAAAAAGAGCCCGCUCGCCGAGGCGGUAGGCGAGGAAACAAAAAGGUAGACGACGUAAGACGUCGACGCCCAGCUUGGCUCGACGAAGAAUCUGACGAUGAGGGUCGAAAACAGUUCUCCGCAAGCGACGAGAAGAAACAGCAAAUGCAGCAACAGCAGCGUCAACAGCAGCAGAUGCAACAACAGCAACAACAGCAACAGAUGCAGCAGCAGCAACAACAACAGCAGGGCGGCGGCGGCGGUAAGAGUGACGCCCUCAGUCUGCAUCUGGAGCUCAACCUCGAAAUCGAAAUCGAACUCAAGGCGAGAAUCCACGGUGAUCUCACAUUGGCACUACUGUAA